ACUUCACUUCAACAUAUAUUUCAUGUUGGUUCAUGCGUAGGAUGAAAGGUUGGGCGUCUUGAUUUUCAUCAUGAAACCUGUUCCAUGGCGUUAUUUGAUUCAAGGCUCUGCUCUUGACAUAAACGAAAUCUCACUCAGUCACUUCCAACAAAACUUCUUCCAACCGGGACUGCCCGUUGUCCUUAGAAAUCCCCUACCUACCUCCCUUGCUGGCAAUGCUCGCAGUCUUGCGCCUUACUAUGAAGCUCUUAGACCAACCGACGGCUUAUCUAAGCAUUCUGGACUGAGGCUAUGGAAACAAAGUAAUAUCCUUACCAAAGGCGAAGAUGAAUAUUCUUGCCAUCAACCGCUUUGGCAAUGUUGGGACACCGCCUUUGGUGGAAACCACCAUACAUCAUGUCCAUUUGAGAUUGGCGUCUCACCGCGACAGCAGCCCGGUCUGACACACUUUCUUUUGUGGCUACGUGCAAGGCUGCCAGAUAUUCCUCGAGAUGACAUUGUUGAUCAUCAACUUGGCGAACAAGACAUGCAGUUGGAAAGCCUACUCUCUACUGAACUCCGCAGCUGUACCCCUGGCUCAUCAAUGAUCCGCUUCGAAGGUCCAAUAAGUCUCUUUAAGCUUGCAGUAAUGUACAACCACGCCUCGUUGAGUUCUGGUGGUCAACCACUCGCCAACUUCUACGUUGCGCAAUUGCCAAUCGCAGAUUUACCUCCGAAUCUUCAAGCAGCAUUAGCUCCACCUCAUGUCGUCCUGAAUGCCGGCAAGGGGGACGUUUACGGGGGCAGCCUGUGGAUGGGCUUGACACCGACCAAAACAUCCUGGCAUCGAGAUCCCAAUCCCAACAUUCUUUCCCAAUCUGUGGGCAGUAAACUUGUCAGGAUGAUGCCACCAAGAUCGGGUGAGCGCGUUUUCCAUGAUGUACACAGUCGACUGGGAACUAGAAACUUCAACUCUCGAUUCCGUGGCAUGGAAUUGUUGGAUGGCCCAGAAGCUACUGCCCUAGAUGAUGCGGUUUGGGGCCCUGAUGCGGAUCAGAUGCCGGAGAUGGUCGAAGCCACACUAAAUCCAGACGAAAGCCUCUUUAUCCCAAAGGGUUGGUGGCAUAGCGUCAAGAGCCUCAAUCCCGGAACAGCAUUUAACGGUUUACUUAACGUAUCCGUCAACUACUGGUUCCGCUAACACGGAUGGAUGGCAUAACACUGGUGCAGCGUUUAGCUAUUUCAAUAGCAAAAAAAGGCUUUGGGGUAUUGUAUCUCAAUUUGAUUAUCUCAAGUACAAAAAGACAGUAGACAUAAGAUCAAAAGGCCAUCUGAGAUUAACACGGCAAGACGGAAUCCUCGGCAGAUGUACCACAAGAACAAUCCUUGCUCCAACGGGGCAGUACUUCGCGUGCAGAAAUGCAAUAUGUUAAUCAUUAAACACUCCCAGAAAUUCAUUUAAUCAUUGGCCAACUUGGCCGAAACCAUGCUCUAUCGCAUGCGCGCAUCUUCAUUAGAAUCUUCCUAUCCUCAAACUUUGGGGUCGGGCUCAACUGGGUUCGUCUUGGGCUUCUCGGUGGUCGUGGCACCACCACUGGCAGGCACUGUUCCAGGAACGGCGGCGGGCGAAUCCGAAGCACCAUCUUUGGGCUUCUCAGUGCCAGCAGCACUGGUACCUAGGAUCUUCUCAAGGCCAGCAGCCCUGGCCGCGCUACCACCGGCAUCCUGCUUCUUGAGUUCAGCAAGCCGGACAGCCUCGGCGUGGAUGUCCUGAACCUGUUUUGAGGAUUGAGUGUAGAAGUCAACGAUCUUCUUGCCGGUCGGGGUGCUGGCAGCCUUCUCAAAGUACGAGUUGAUGCCAGUAAGCAGGGAUGUGGCUCGGGUGGUGAUGCCAUAGCUUUGGUCUGCUGUCUUGGCACGGUCGGUGGCGUGGUACUUCUGGUCGAGGUUUUGAAGAGUACCGACGAAACGCGACGAGACUCCGUGGUGCUGGUCCAAAUCGAUGGCCUUCUGGAUGGCCGCGUCGCCGACUACGUAACCGUGAGCGAGGUACUCGGCCAGAAUGCGUGCUCGUGGCUUAUCCUCUUGAGUGAUCUCGUCCGAGUCACGGUCUGCGUUGGUCUUUUCGGGGUGUGCACCAUCGCCGACAGGCGAGUCGCUGGUGACCGAAAUGUGAGAGGGGCCAA
Messenger RNA from Pyricularia oryzae 70-15, 2165 nucleotides. RefSeq lists its product as uncharacterized. Lineage: Eukaryota; Fungi; Ascomycota; Sordariomycetes; Magnaporthales; Pyriculariaceae. Gene Ontology annotation, molecular function: 2-oxoglutarate-dependent dioxygenase activity. Bases 71 to 1180 code for a protein of 369 amino acids. The record is from RefSeq and is a predicted model, not a curated record. The transcript has 2 exons.